Haemonchus placei is the source of this 166-nucleotide messenger RNA. The record is from the annotation of a GenBank genome assembly. Lineage: Eukaryota; Metazoa; Nematoda; Chromadorea; Rhabditida; Trichostrongylidae.
GGACCAGGUGGAAUCUUAAAACGUCAACUACAAAGUAAAUUCUAUGAAAAAGACGAUUCGCAUGCUGAUUGGGGACAUAAGCUCGAAUGCAUUCAGUGGGUUUGCGCCGUCGAUGGUACUGGCAACAUCUCGGUUGUCGAAGAGCUCAUUAAAUAGACCUUAUUGA